AGAGAAGCAGGGGAGGGGAGGGGAAGGGGUUGGGUUGCGUAUUGGAAGAGCUUCUUCUUCUUCAGCUUGCAAAUUUCAAUUUCAAUUCUUAAGCUUUUUCCCUCGAAUUUCGUCUCCCCUCCGCACCAUACCACAAACCCUAGCUGGGACCUCCCAUCGUCACCUGUCUCUCCCUCGGCCCUCCCGUACGCGCUUCGGAGGGUUCGCUCGCCGAAGCCCUAGACAGGGGAAUCCUCCUGCCGACGGAGUUCGGUUUUUCAUGUGGAGCCCGGAUGCGAUGAAAAGCCCUAACAAGCUCCGGGGCUUCGAUAGUUUGCCGGCUUAGUGGUGGAGUAGGAGGAGGAGGGGAGGGAGCGCCGUUGCAUUUCCCUCUGAUGGCAAAGCGGGUUUACGAAGUCUGGAAAGGAAGCAAUAAGUUCAUCUUCGGAGGGAGAUUAAUUUUUGGGCCAGAUGCAAGGUCGCUCCUUGUCACCUUGUCAUUGAUCAUUGUUCCAGUCAUCAUCUUCUGCAUAUUUGUCGCAAGGCAUCUUCGCCAUGAAUUUUCUUCAGAUAAUGCAGGAUAUGCAAUUCUGGUGGUAGCGAUUGUCUUUACUGCAUAUGUCCUGUUGCUUCUGUUCCUUACCUCGGCCCGGGACCCGGGCAUCAUUCCACGCAAUGCGCAUCCACCAGAAGAAGAGAUGCGCUAUGAUUCUUCAGCAUCUGCUGAGAUUGGGGGAAGGCAGACGCCAAGCCUACAGUUUCCCAGAACAAAGGAUAUGAUGGUCAAUGGUAUUCCGGUGAGAGUGAAGUAUUGUGAUACAUGCAUGCUUUAUCGCCCUCCGCGAUGCUCCCAUUGCUCUAUCUGUAACAACUGCGUGGAGCGUUUUGAUCAUCAUUGCCCUUGGGUGGGCCAGUGCAUCGGAUUGCGUAAUUACCGGUACUUCUUUAUGUUUGUUGCCUCCUCGACUCUCCUUUGCAUCUACGUCUUCGCCAUAUGCGCUUUGUACAUCAAACUUUUGAUGCAUGACCACCAUGGCACAGUCUGGAAAGCGAUGAAAGAGUCCCCUGCCUCUGUUAUAUUAAUGGGCUAUUGCUUCAUAUCGCUGUGGUUUGUUGGUGGGCUCACUGGUUUCCAUCUCUACCUCAUAGGCACAAACCAGACAACAUACGAAAAUUUCAGGCACAGAGCUGACAACAGGAUCAAUGUCCAUAAUCGAGGUUGUGUCAGUAAUUUCCUGGAAGUCUUCUGCACUGAGGUGAAACCAUCGAAGAACAACUUCCGGGCUCUUGUCCAAGAGGAGGUGCAAAGGACAACUUUGCCUACUAUGCGAGAAGCUGACCCUGAAGACUUGAGCAUGGAUAGGCGUCCAAAGGUGGAAGACGACCUAGACAUUGGUGAAGAUCUCCUCAAGAUCUCUCAGCGUCGGAAUUUUGAAGAACUCGAAGAGGACAUACGGAGCAGAGGAAGCAAUGGCCCCCCCCAUAACACUUCGGAAGUGGACUCCUAUAUCGGGUCUGGUCACAGAGCCCCCACAAUUAGAUCGGAGACUCGCCAUUCUAGUUGGGGCAGGAGUGGGAGCUGGGACGUUGCAGCAGAGGUUCUUUCAAAUCCCAACGUGACUGAAAGUAGAAGCAACAAUGCCCAAAAAUAGGCGCAAUGGGAAAUGUGAAGGCAUGAGCAAAAUUUCGGAUAGGGGUAAGUCCACGCAACCCUCUCUGAGUAUAAAACACUUCUAGGGUUAGCUGUAUUAACCCUUUCUUGUGUGGGAAUGACCGAAUCUUGGCAUUGUUUCUCAUUCGGCAGCAGUGAGUCAUUGAGAAUA
Molecule: messenger RNA, 1802 nt
Organism: Punica granatum (pomegranate)
Lineage: Eukaryota; Viridiplantae; Streptophyta; Magnoliopsida; Myrtales; Lythraceae
Source: RefSeq, a predicted model, not a curated record